UCACUAUAGUCCAAAUCAAAAACCUCCUUUGCAAUUCGGCCCAGCCCAGUGUGAAACAUUAAUUUUAGCCCCCAAACGGACCGGAAAAUCAAUUUCAUCGGCAGAUCGAACUUGCUCAGUGUUGAAGACAGUGAACUCCGAUCAGAGGGCAGUGAAGAUUUGAACAUCAUUUGAAGUAUUGUUGCAUUCAAAUUACAGAGUUUCGUAUGGAGGCGGACAGGCUAAAUUCUCCCAACACAUCGGCCGUUAUAUUUGAAGUUCUUGGCCAUCAGCUUCACUUUGCACAGGAUCCAAAUUCUAAGCACUUAGGCACUACUGUUUGGGAUGCAUCGAUGGUAUUUGCCAAAUUUCUGGAAAAAAAUUGUAGAAGGGGAAGGUUUUCUCCAUCCAAACUGAAAGGAAAACGAGUAAUUGAACUUGGGGCAGGCUGUGGGGUAGCUGGAUUCGGUAUGGCAUUGCUAGGGUGCGAUGUCGUCACCACCGAUCAAACUGAGGUUUUGCCUUUGCUUAUGAGAAACGUCGACCGGAAUACUUCUAGAAUACUCCAGAUAGCUCCUGGUUCAGAUUCCUUUGGUUCAAUGAAGGUGGCAGAGCUGAACUGGGGAAAUGCAGAUCAUAUAAGAGCUGUCGAACCACCUUUCGACUAUAUCAUUGGCACUGAUGUCGUUUAUGCAGAGCAUCUUCUAGAACCUCUGUUGCAGACAAUACUUGCAUUAUCUGGUCCAAGAACCACCGUUGUGUUGGGAUAUGAACUUCGUUCGACAAAUGUCCACGAUCAAAUGCUCGAUUUGUGGAAAAGAAACUUUGAGGUUAAAAGUGUUCCUAAAUCAAAGAUGCACAGUGAGUACCAACAUCCAAGUAUACAGUUAUUUAUGAUGAGACCAAAGCCUUCUUCAGACAGCAGCAUUGCCAAGGAGAUUGAGGAUGUUCCAUCGGAGGAAACCGAACAAAUAUCAGGGGACGAUGAUGUCAGCAAUAAAGAUGAUCAAAUCGAAGAAGAAAGCAGUGUAGUCGAAAAUCUCCAGAGUAAAGAGAUUAGUGAUUGGGAAACGAGAAGAUGUGGAGCUAUGGCGGCUCGUCUUCUUCGCGAUGUAAAGAUAACAUAAGACAUGUUCGGAGGUCUGUAUCUUUUCUAAUAUUAAUAUACUUUUCUAUUUAAUUUGGCUUCAUAUUCACUUGCUAAAAAAACUAGUAUUUCAUAUUAGAUUUCUCGAGCAUUU
Molecule: messenger RNA, 1220 nt
Organism: Erythranthe guttata (spotted monkey flower)
Lineage: Eukaryota; Viridiplantae; Streptophyta; Magnoliopsida; Lamiales; Phrymaceae
Product: S-adenosyl-L-methionine-dependent methyltransferases superfamily protein
Source: RefSeq, a predicted model, not a curated record